CAGUCGGGUUUAUCUCCAGGUCGAACUGCUGGUAUUGCAAUAGCUGUAUUACUUAUUGUUGUUGGGGUAUCUAUAGCCUUGAUGUGGUAUUAUAAAAGAAAGCGACCGGGAAAUACAACUCGGAUACACAGAGGAACAGUGGCUCUACAAAACACCCAAAUCCAGGGAACAGUGAUGAAGAACCCACAACAGUUUUCUGGCUUUAAUAAUCCUAUGCAACAACAACAGGGGACUGGAUUUGCUCUAGAGCAAAAUCCGUCACAAAAUAACCCUCAAAACAACCAAGCCCCUAUGUAUGCAAGUCCCGAUCAACUCGAUGACGAAGGAUAUGUGGUUGCCAAAGACAACUGUAUUAUCAUACCUAUGAGAAUCCGGAUCAAGUGA
This is a messenger RNA of Paramuricea clavata, 384 nucleotides long. NCBI's taxonomy places the organism in Eukaryota, Metazoa, Cnidaria, Anthozoa, Malacalcyonacea, Plexauridae. The record is from the annotation of a GenBank genome assembly.